AUGUCAACAAGCAGGGAACUCUUUGACUUGGUGAGAAACUCAAGGCUAGCUCAAGUAGCAAAGCCACACCUGAAGAGCAUUAGGGGUCAGUCAAGUAUACCCACCCACCAAACAAUUUUCACACCAUCCUCAAGUGCGUACAGAUCCAAUUAUGGUUUGAAAACAGCAUUGCCUUCUAAAAUUGGCAAAUCGCAUAUUUCGUUCAACGAUAUAGACAAUUAUAAAGGUAUGCCUGAUGUUGAGAAAAAUUCUGGCCAUCAUUAUACUCAAUUAAUGUUUCAGGAGUUGGGCAUGCCUUUGAAAAACCAUUUCAUAUCACAAAAUCCGUUAUUCCCGCAUCCUUCUAAUAGAAGUAACAAGUUACCAAGAGAAGGAAGCUUGACCAAUCUUUUGAAUUUGGAUACCAGAGCAAACACUGAAUGUGUUAUUGAAAUUCUCAACCAGAAUCCAAAAUUGUAUCAAAAUUUCCAAAACUAUAUUGCAAAAAACCACCCAAAAGUCUUACUUACAACUACUCCCCCUUCAGAGAUUAUAGCAUUGGUGAAGGACUUUUUGAAGAAUUCACAACAAGUUUUAAGGAAGGAAAACACAGUUCAUGAUAGAUCACGGGGUGACACUUACAACAUCCAAGGUACUGGUGGGUUUUCCUAUAAUCAAAGAGGCAGACUUCAAAAUACCCCCAAUGGUAUCAAGAAUAAUACGGUUACCACAGGAAGAAUUGUAGGUACUAAGGAAGCUGCAAUUGGUGGCUUUGUUGCAAAUGUAAUUGAUCGUUCAAUCGCUUUGCAAACUAACUACGCUAAGAAUUACCCAGGGAAACACCAUAGACAAUUUACGAUGCCUUUCAAAAUAAACGAAGCCGAAUUAUCUGAAGAUGGUUCCAUUAGAUUAUUCGCUGAAGGUAUCAAAACCGGUAAUUGGUCCGACGCAGACGAAAGGUAUCCUACAUCCGGCUCUUCUUUUGGCAGCUCAUCAGAGAGAGUCAAAGCUGACGACGAGAGUUUGGAAAGUUUGCUCAACUUGAUACUCCCUUCUAAGUGA
Molecule: messenger RNA, 1041 nt
Organism: Lodderomyces orthopsilosis Co 90-125
Lineage: Eukaryota; Fungi; Ascomycota; Pichiomycetes; Serinales; Debaryomycetaceae
Product: mitochondrial 37S ribosomal protein bS1m
Exons: 1
Coding region: 1-1041 (346 amino acids)
Biological process (GO): mitochondrial translational initiation
Cellular component (GO): mitochondrial small ribosomal subunit
Molecular function (GO): structural constituent of ribosome
Source: RefSeq, a predicted model, not a curated record